AUGAAUCACCACGGUCCUUCGAUUGUGUCUCCUAUCUCUGAGGUCCCGACUCUGAGGGCUCGCAAGACUGCCUCUACUGGCGGUAAUCGAUCCUGGUCAGAGGAAGAGGAAAACUACCUCUUGCAGACUCGCAUGCAGAAGAUGCCCUAUAAGCACAUUGCCAUACAUCUGAAAAAGACUGAGCUUGCCUGCCGUCUCCACUUUCACCAACUCUCACAUGGCAGCCAUCGCCGUAAACGCGCCGCCUCGAUAUCCUCAUACACUUCCUCCAGCUCCACCGAGCAGUCUCCUUAUCUCGGCCAACACCACUACCCGGAACAAACCGACUCGGUCAUCGAAUCUCGUCAAAGCUCCCCAAUAAUCUAUAACACCACUCCUUCACAAAGCAUUCAUACAUCACCCGCAAGACGCACCUCCUCCCACCAGCACAAAACUCUCCUCCCCAAACCAAGCCCGCCAACACCACGUCACUCUCCCGACCGCGAGCGUGGAGCGCAAGGCCUUCGCAUCAACACUAGCGACUCUAUGCUCCGCCAGACCUCCCCAUCAGACUCAGCCGUCGAUACCACGCGCCUUCGCGCUCUCUACGACGCCCGCCGUGCCUCCUUCUGGGCUUCCAUUGCCGCCGACUACGGCCAGAACAUCUCGCCCGCGCAUCUCGAACACAUCUGGCAAUCCACCACCAAUCCAGCCCGGCCUCCGACCCCAGAGCCCAGUCCCGACGGCAGUCUCCUCACGCGCCCGGAACUCAAGCCUGCUUUCGUUUAUUCCACUGAGCAGCACCGUGGCUUUACCCCUGUCAAUCAGUAUCAAUACCACAGUCAGACCCACCAGACCCACCCGGUCGCUGCGAGCGAGGGCAGGCCGCAGUACACACUUCCCCUACCCCAGCCACAGACAAAGUCACAGCCGCAAUCACAGCCCAGUGCGCCCGCGCUCUCGCGUUCAUGGUCUGGAAGCUCCAACGUGCCGAUCGCUGCGCUAUUGACAUCAGAUCGCGAGCCGCGCCACGAGUAG
Pseudovirgaria hyperparasitica is the source of this 1017-nucleotide messenger RNA. RefSeq lists its product as uncharacterized. Bases 1 to 1017 code for a protein of 338 amino acids. The record is from RefSeq and is a predicted model, not a curated record. The transcript is spliced from 2 exons. Lineage: Eukaryota; Fungi; Ascomycota; Dothideomycetes; Acrospermales; Acrospermaceae.